UGGCUGUCAAGUCCGUUCUGCGCAUGUUCGCACAUUCCUUUCUGUGGGCCCACAGAAAGGAAUUUUAAUCGAAUUAUAUCCCUAUACGCAUGCGCAUUUAGUCAGGAGCAAGCUGACACAAAACACAUGCGUUCAACAUGGAGGACUCCGAAAGCUCUUCACGCGUUAGUGCCGAAAGCUCUGCGAAUUUUAGCCUCCCAAGCAGCGAAGAUGCAAAGACUAAACGCAAGGAUUACAUCGCUAAACGAGAUUCGACGAAAGUAGCUCUUUACGAGCAAUUUCAGCGUUGGCGAUCUCUAAAAGAAGAGCUGGACUUGAAGACAGACAAACAACUGGCUGAAAUGCUUUUAGAUAAUUACGAAAAAGGUGCCCGUAUUUCGAGUGACGCGGAGACACAGACAAACAUUGAAAGCAGAGCUGCGGAUUUGGUCAGCAAUGCCUAUGGCCAUUAG
Dendronephthya gigantea is the source of this 452-nucleotide messenger RNA. RefSeq lists its product as uncharacterized. The coding region runs from base 138 to 452 and encodes 104 amino acids. The record is from RefSeq and is a predicted model, not a curated record. NCBI's taxonomy places the organism in Eukaryota, Metazoa, Cnidaria, Anthozoa, Malacalcyonacea, Nephtheidae. The transcript is spliced from 2 exons.